AUGGUUCAAUUCACUCGUGCCGACACGGGGAUGUCUGGCUUGCCUACUGAGGAAGCCGUAGCGGAUCGCAGAGCAGGCAGUCCCAUCCCCAACCGUGUAAGAAACGCCAUCGUCAUCGUCCUCGGCGAAUUCUGCGGAACCUUCAUGUUUCUUCUUCUCUCCUUCAUCGGUGCCCAGACUGCCCUUGUUACCAACAACCCUACCAAUUCUACUGCCCCCUUGGAGCCCUUUUCAUUGAUGUACAUUGCUGCUUCUUUCGGUACUGCUCUCGCCGUCAAUGUGUGGAUCUUCUAUCGUGUCAGCGGUGGCAUGUUCAACCCGGCUGUGACCCUCGGUCUGGUCCUCGUCGGUGCUGUACCACCUCUUCAUGCCCUUGCUAUUAUCCCUACACAACUCGUUGCCGCUAUCGCCGCUGCGGGAGUCACCGACGGUCUCCUCCCCGGACCCCUCCUCGUCACAAAUGCUCUCGGCAAUGGUACAAGCAUUGCUCAGGGUGUGUUCAUGGAGAUGUUCCUCACUGCCCAACUUGUCUUGACUGUUUACUUCCUUGCCGUUGAGAAGCACCGCAGCACACAUCUGGCCCCCAUCGGCAUUGGUAUCUCUGUCUUCAUCGCUCACAUCUGCCUGACAAACUGGACUGGCACAUCCAUCAACCCUGCUCGAUCCUUUGGCCCUUCGGUUGUCGCUGGUUUCCAUGGGUAUGAUUGGAUCUACUACCUUGGUCCCUUCAUGGGCUCUUUCCUGGCCUUCGGCUGCUACAAGAUCUUUAAGGUGCUCGAGUAUCAGACCGCCAACCCUGGUCAGGAUGAUGACGAUUUGGAGAGGGGUAGCAAGCAUCACUUCUUUGACCAUCACGAGAAGGAGCCCAUCGCUCACUCCCAGACCGACACUCUUGAGCCCAAGGACCAUGGUGCUGCCCCACGAAAUGAUAGCGUCAUUGAUGGUCAGAUGAGCCAUGCCUAA
Molecule: messenger RNA, 963 nt
Organism: Fusarium mangiferae
Lineage: Eukaryota; Fungi; Ascomycota; Sordariomycetes; Hypocreales; Nectriaceae
Exons: 2
Coding region: 1-963 (320 amino acids)
Biological process (GO): transmembrane transport
Cellular component (GO): plasma membrane
Molecular function (GO): water channel activity
Source: RefSeq, a predicted model, not a curated record